GCGGUGCGGCUGCUCGCCGCCCCACAAAAGGCACCGCCGGCUUCGGGCUGCUCCGCACGCCCCGCGCACCGGAGCGCGCACGGACACGCACACGCACACACACUCUCUCACACACGGACACGCUCGCACGCACUCACACACACGGGAGCGCCGCGAUGUGCGAUGCGCGAUGCGCGACGUGAGGCACCUCGCACGCCGCGGGGCCGGGGGGAGCCGGCGGGAUCCGCGUUGCCAGCCCGCCCGCCCCUGCCGCUCCCUCUCCUCCAGACCCAUCCAUCAGCCUCUUCAUCUCGGUCUGCUCCUGCCUUUCUUUCCUUUUCCUUUUUUUUUUUUUUUUUUAAUUUUAUUUAUCUUUUUUUUAAAUUUGCUCUAACUGUAUCUACCCAAGCAUAGAAAAAAUGCCUGCCCGUGGAGCGAGGAGAGGGCACCGGGUCGGUAAAUAAGAAUGGCGGCACCUGACUUGCUGGAUCCCAAAUCGGCCACUCAGAACUCCAAACCAAGAUUAUCAUUUUCCACCAAGCCUACCGUGCUCGCUUCACGGGAGGAAAGCGAUUCGGCCAUUAAUGUUAUGAAAUGGAAGACAGUCUCAACAAUUUUUCUGGUGGUAGUCGUGUAUUUAAUAAUUGGAGCAACAGUAUUUAAAGCCCUGGAGCAGCCUCAUGAGACCUCCCAGAGAACCACCAUUGUGAUUCAGAAGCAGACGUUUGUAUCUCAGCAUUCCUGUGUGAAUGCAACAGAGCUUGAUGAACUGAUUCAGCAAGUAGUGGCAGCAAUAAAUGCAGGAAUCAUACCUAUAGGAAACACAUCUGCUCAGAUCAGUCACUGGGACUUGGGAAGUUCCUUCUUCUUUGCUGGCACUGUUAUUACCACCAUAGGCUUUGGAAACAUCUCCCCACGCACACAAGGUGGAAAGAUAUUCUGUAUCAUCUAUGCCUUAUUGGGAAUUCCUCUGUUUGGUUUUCUGUUGGCUGGUGUUGGAGAUCAACUAGGGACAAUCUUUGGAAAAGGAAUUGCCAAAGUAGAAGAUACCUUUGUUAAAUGGAAUGUGAGUCAGACAAAGAUUCGCAUCAUUUCAACAAUAAUAUUCAUACUGUUUGGCUGCGUGCUGUUUGUUGCUCUUCCUGCAGUUAUAUUCAAGCACAUAGAAGGCUGGAACACAUUAGAUGCAAUUUACUUUGUGGUUAUCACUUUAACUACCAUUGGAUUCGGUGAUUAUGUUGCAGGGGGAUCCGAUAUUGAAUACCUAGAUUUUUAUAAGCCAGUGGUGUGGUUCUGGAUCCUUGUUGGGCUUGCUUACUUUGCAGCUGUCCUCAGCAUGAUUGGAGACUGGCUAAGGGUCAUAUCAAAAAAGACAAAGGAAGAGGUGGGGGAGUUCAGAGCCCACGCUGCAGAGUGGACAGCCAAUGUCACCGCCGAGUUCAAGGAGACUCGAAGGCGCCUGAGCGUGGAGAUCUACGACAAGUUCCAGCGGGCCACCUCCAUCAAAAGGAAGCUCUCUGCAGAGCUCGCUGUCAACCACAACCAAGACCUGACCCCCUGCAAGAGAACACUGUCAGUGAACCACCUGACCAGCGAGAAGGACCUCUUGCCAGCUCUGACAAAGACAGACAGCAUUUACAUGAAUGGUUUGACGCCGCACUGUGCAGCAGAAGAGAUAGCCGUGAUCGAGAACAUUAAGUAGCCAUGACUUUGGAUCCCUUGGAAGUCCUUGGGAAGCUCUCGGCUUAGACUAGCCAUACACCGUUUUUUUCCACCCUGUUGAUGACCAGUGCUAGCAGCAUUUUAUAUGUGUGCAUGAGUUCCACAGAAAAACUACAGUCCCGAGUUACCAUCGCAUCUCUUCAGAGACACAAAGACAAAUGGCACUGCUGUUUCCGAAAGAUGCUGGAACAAACAAUGUUUUCUGCCUUUAUCUGCCCAGACUGUUUUUCACUUCUAAUGUGCCAUAUGGCCUCACGAAUGAAUCUCACUUGUUUAUGGUAACAAUGUAGCUUUGAGGGAUCAGUCCUUAAAAUUUCAGGGUCUACCUUACUGAGCCUAGGAAUGGACCAUUUCUGGACUACAACACAUUUGUAAAUGGCAAGAAAUUCUUAUGCAGCCUUUUACCUAAGAAAUUUUGGUCAGUGCCUUAUCUUUUGAAGAACCAGAACCUCUACAAUUCCUGUACAACUUUUGUUUGUUUGGGUUUUUUGCAUGAGAAGUGUAUUUCAUUUAAGCCUUUUGUUCUUCUUGAAAUGGUGGUGUUUCAAAGGUGUCUGUUGUGAAGAUACCAACCAGCAUGAAUGAAUGCCAAAACUCAACAAUCAUCAAUUGAUGUUCUUAGCUCCAAAUUUAAAGGCACUGCAGUUUCAAAAGUUUCAAACCUGUCCCCCAGAAGCAUUUUGUUUUACUCAGGUCCAGAUGAUACUUGUUCACGCUGACUUGUAGGAUUUGCAGGCCCUUUUCAGGUCUUAGUUUUCCAAGCAGUGUUCAGCAGUUGUUUUUCUCUGCAUCAGAUGUACCAAAAAAAUCUGCAGCUUAUCUAUCACUAAAUUAUUUGGUAGAUGACAAGAGCAAAUAAAAAUUACUGUUUUCAUGAGAGGCAGGGGGAGGCUUUAAAUUGCUGUGUUCUAAAUAAUCACAUCCAAAAAAACAAUGCAGAAGAAUACAGCUAUUUUUAAUAAGCGUAAACCUUCUGCCUAAUAUUUGGUAUUAAAAGGAUUCUUAAUUUCCUUUCUAAGCCAAGUCACCCCAGAGGCUACAUGAUAUUUUACCCGGGAAUCCUGGUGGAGUGCUUUCCUGAAUGUCACGUGGGCUGCCUGUGCCAGAGCUGUGGCUAUGUGGGAAUGCAAUUGAAACUGGUAUCACUGUGACUUUCUACAUUUCAAAUAGAGAUGGCUCUGAAUAUCAAUGCAGGCAUGAAGAAGAGCUGAUAAAUAGCACAAUCUGAAUACCGAUGAUUGUUCAGACAGGAUAGGCUUACAAGAAGCAGAUCUAAACCAGACUGUGGGUUUUCUUUAUUGGUUUUAAGAAAACACAUUAAUUUUGUACCUUCUGUUUUGCUUAUAGGUGUACAUGAGAUUCAGAAGAAAUGCAGGAUGGAAUGGAUAAUUUUUCAUUUUUUUUUCCUUAUGUUAGUCUAUUGUAAUCUGGCUGUACAUAAAAUUAAUGGAACAGGCCUUAAAGAAAAAUUUAGGCUCUGUAAAUUAAAAAUGAAUGGGACUUUGAUGAUUGGGCAUGAUUCAAGUGGCAAAUCUUACAGCAUCUCUGACCAUUAGAUAACAUGCAAUAUAUGAAUGUUCAUGUUUUUUGGAUGCUUAGCUUGUUUUCUAAUAAAUAUAAGUUAAUAUGUAAAUUCAGUGUAAAUAUCAGUCAAUUAACAUUUACAGAGAGUACGCUUUUAAAACUAAGGAAGUUCCAUGACACAGCACCGAGCAAUGCUCUUAUAACAAAGACCCUUGUCUCCCCAGCACAGUGUUCUGAAUGUCCACAUGGCAAGGGUUCUUCUUGCCAUGUAUAAACUGUGAAUUGUAAUGAAAAAUAAAGUUUUUAAUUAAAAUAAGCUUUCCUGAAUCUUCUGCUUGCUACAACUGGAAUGCUAAGGAUUAAUUUGUGAAAUUGAUUUUUAUGCUUUCAUUGGUUACAGAGUAUAGCAGUUUGCCACCUACUUUAAUUUAAGCUGGUUUAGCAAUAAAGGCUUGACUUACCCAGCGUAGAAAUUACUAUUUUUUUUCCUUGAUAUUAAAAAUUAUUCUCUUUGGUUGUCAUACCUUAAGUUGUGUUUCUUGCUAUUUUCUUUCAAAGACUUAUCAGGAUUCCGUUUCUUCAAUCAUAUGCCACAGAGCUUCUGGCAAUUGCUCUGUCCUUGUCCUGGGGGAGGCACAGGGGGCUCUGCCCCUCUGUGCUGCUGGUUCUGGUGUGGUUGCUGGUACCUUGCUGCAGCGUGUGAACAAGCAGCCUUUCACACUGCAGCAGUUUUUCUACAGGGGCCUCUUUAAUUAGGUCUUGGCCAAGGGCAUGAGAGCCCACACCAGCCUUGGUGGUAAGUGAGGAAGACUGGGGUUUUUAAAUUGUUUCAUUCUGAUUUUUGUGGGGCGUGUUUUAGUGCCUUUUGAAACUGAUUUUUCAGAAAGGGACAGCUAAUGUUCAAAGUUCAUUGUCCUCGAUUCCCUGAGAUAUCUUAUGUUAAAGCCUGGUGUCUCUCUAACCAGCUUGUUUCCAGUUACCAACCUACAGAAGUGUUUGGUUUUGUGGUUUCUUAAAUUUUAGACUCUCAGGACCUGCUGAAAAGAACAUAUUUUUUGGAGAUCCUGUGGCAAGGUUUGAGAUACAAGUAUGGACACGUAAACCCAUUCAGUUUUUAUUUGGUUUGACUUUUGAAUAUGAUCUCUAGGGAAAAAAUCCCCGUUUACUUAUAUUUUUGUUUUUCUACCUUUGUAAUAGAUCUAAAUUAUCCUCCCUUAUCAAAAUAGAUUGACCUGUGGGGAGCUAAACAAAAAAAAUAAAUAAAAUACUUUGUUUGGAAGUACAAUAACUGAAGGAACACAGAUGCCAUAGUCCAGACAGUAUAGAUAGGUAGAGUUAUCAUGAUCCAAACAUGUCCAGUGUCAUUAAAGUUAUUGGAAAAUCUUUUUCUCCCUAUCCACACAGAGUGAUAGACCACAAAGGCUGAGGAUGGCUCAUUUAAUCUAUAAUACUUGAUGAACUCAAAGGUUUUUAUCUUUAUUCCCAUAACAGAAGAUUUUUGUAUUAAAAAACCUGUCUUUCUUGCCUCUGGAAAUUUUACAUAGCUCAUUUUCCCUUCCAAAUAUGGAGCUACCCAAGCAUGAAUUAGGAUCCAUUUGUACCUUCUUUUCUGUUACCCAUACAUGGAAAUGUUACAGGGUGCUAAUAUGCUUGAUACUUAAGCAAGCUUGUGAAAAGGGUAAGGGGCUGUUUUCUUUGAUAUUUAAAAAAAAAAAAAAAGACAUUGGGAAAAUGUUCUGGAUGAGACAAAUUAUGCCACAUAAGAUUCUAUAAAGACGCUUGUGCCACCUAACAGAACAAUUAAUUUCUAAGUAUUACAGUAAACAAUUAUUAAAAUCAAUUUGAAAUCUCUUGAAGGGGUAGCUGGAGGUGAUCUGUACUGUUUACUGUUGGCUGUGAUGGUCUUGGGUUUUGUGGGGUUUUUUGUUUUGUUUUUUUUUUUUUGGUUGGGUUUUUUGGGUUUUUUUUUGGUAUUCUUUGGUGUGCUGUACCUGAUAAAGUGUCUAUGUCAAUGAAAUCCUCCAUUUUGGGUAGCCAGCAUGAGAAACAGGGAACUUGAGUUGCAGAGAAUUUGUACCAUGUACCCUUCUUGCUUGAUUACAAAGACAAGAACUUCCUUUGGCAUCCCCUCCAUGUGCCUCUCCUCCUUUUUCUAGUAUUUUGGGAGCCUUGAGAUGCUACUGUGAGAGCAGUGAAAAGCAUGGAAGGAUCAAACCCAGAAGCUUGCUGAAUCUCAUGAGCAUCCCAGCCAUGUCUCUCUCCACCUCUUCCUGAUUCUAUAGGAGGAAAGGUCAAGGAUAACAGAAACCCACAAAAAAGCUAAACCUCUAAACUUUCUACCCUUGACCUGAAAUAGACCUUCCUUAGGUCACAGCAUGAGAUCAGGAUGGCAGAUGGGAAAUCUGAUCAUCUGUUUGGAGUUCUUGCUCCUCCAGCAUUAUUCCUACACCAAUGACCUCCAAAGAGGAACACAGCACACCCUGCAGAGGAAGAAAGGAAGCUGCUCUACUUGGUCAAAUCUACAUGCACAUCAAAAGUGGAUAUACAUUUAUAACUAAUUCUUGGGAAGGAGAUUUUCCUGUCAGGGAAAUUACCUACAGUGUUGAAAUACAGCAGUAAUGCUUCUAAUAAAUUCCUGUCAUACAGUUAUGUGAUAAUUAACUUUUCUUUCCUACCCUGCAGUACUGUUUG
Molecule: messenger RNA, 5916 nt
Organism: Parus major (Great Tit)
Lineage: Eukaryota; Metazoa; Chordata; Aves; Passeriformes; Paridae
Gene: KCNK2
Product: potassium two pore domain channel subfamily K member 2
Exons: 7
Coding region: 446-1681 (411 amino acids)
Biological process (GO): potassium ion transmembrane transport; stabilization of membrane potential
Cellular component (GO): membrane
Molecular function (GO): potassium ion leak channel activity; outward rectifier potassium channel activity
Source: RefSeq, a predicted model, not a curated record